CCGGCAGGCGCCGCCAUUGUGGGAGGUAGGUGUCAGUUCCAGGCUCCACUGAUACUCCGGGGCCUAGGCCUCUCCCUCCCGGUACGGAGCCGCUCCGGGGACCCUCACGGGACAUUUGGAUUGCCGCCUGAACUUUAGUUCGAUUCACAUAAACCGAAGUGGUAUGUCAUCAAAAAACAAGAAGCGUGUCAUUUUGCCAACUCGACCUGAGCCUCCCACGAUCGAGCAGAUUUUGGAGGAUGUCACAUGUGCCAGACCAUCUGAUCCAGUAUUCACUUCAUUAGCUGAAGGCUCUGAGGAAUUUCUGAUUCCAGUGAGAGCAGAAGUGUCGCUGCCGGAUGUUGAAACCCAAUACCAGCAAAGCAAAGCUUAUGUUGAACUGAAUAAACGUUUACAAGUGGAGAUUCACGAGUUGGCAUCACGAUCCAAAGAAUUGAAGAAAGCAGGGGAACAACUUGAUCUGAGUAUUUCCGAAAUUAAAGAUAAGCAUUUUCAAAACCAAGCAAAUGAUAAAGAAUAAUGAUUAGAACUAGAUUCUAGCUGAUGGAAGUUAAGAAAUCAGCUACUUUGACUGGACCGUUUUUGCAGUUUAAGUAUGAUUUUUCCCUCUGGUUUUGUGAAACAGAUGAAGAGGUGGCUUUACAUAUUUCAGAGAUACUGGAUCGAAAUGGUUAUAUUGGAUUUGUGGAGCACCAAGAUCAAAUGGCUGGACGACUGAUGAUAAAAGAAGUAACUAAUGUUAUCCAGCAAAGUAAAAUCACCAUCAUCAUUUUGUCACAAAGUUCCAUGGGCAAUGGCUGGUGUCGCAGAGUCUCUGAGUGGAACUUGCAGCAUUCGAUUGAGAAGGGAAGCAAGGUUCUUCCAGUCUACUUUAAUAUAAAGACAGAACAAAUUCCACCAGUUUUUAGACACAUUAAUGGACUUCAUUACGAUUCCAAAUUUUUUACUAAAAGACUUCUGGAUAGCUUGAAAUCAAUAAAGAAAUCAACAUACAAAUCUGCUAAUCAAAUGAAAGAUUGUUUAGAACAAAGCAAAUAAAUAUCAUUGGAGUAGAGUAGAAGCAUCAAUGAUCAUUACCUGUGAUUUUCAUUUGUGAUGAAUAAGUUGCAUUGUUUCAAAUUUGUUACUUUAAAUUUAGUUGAAUUUUUGACUGAAUAACAGGAGGAAUCAAAUCAAGGUUAUUGAUAUUAAUUUUAUACUUAACAUUCCCUCAAGUGUCAAUGGAAUUUCUAAUCAAAUUCCAUCUUCCUUUCAAUCAAGGUUUUAUCUCAAUAUUUCUAGUAUGAGAGCAUACCUCAGAGACUUACAAUCUUUUCAUAGCUAAACUAAUCUCAUCAUCACACAUGUCUCUGUUCUGAAAGGCAAGUUCAGUACUUUAAUAUGAUAAGGCUGAGUAUAAAUAAGCAAAUGUUAUCUUGUAACAGAAACAACUUGCAUUUCAAAAGCACCUUUAAAGUAGGGGUGUCCCAAGAUGCUUCAUGGAUAAAUAAGGGAAAGAACCUAUAUACUGUUGAAGAAGCUGAUAUGAUAUAUUGUUUCAAAUAUCUGGAAUUAAGGAGGAGUGGAAGUUUAGACACAUAUGCUCUGGGAUGGAAUCCUAGAACGGAGGAUCUUACCCGUUAUGUGAAUGGGAGUGGAAUGCAUGAGAAGAUGAGGCAGAGAUGAUGGCCUAGAGAAGUAGUCACAAUAUGAGUGAGCCAGGUAAUGCCCGUGGCAGAUGGUGGAAUUUGAAUCCAGUAUGCCUAAUGAUGACCAAUGUUGUAAAAAAAAAACUAUCUGUUGCCCUAAUGCCCUUUAGCAAAAGAAAUUGGCUUCUCUGCCUGCCUGGCAUACAUAUAACCCUAUAUAACACUACAGAAAUAUUGACUCAAAUGCCCUCUACCCUUGAGCAAUCCACUCAAUUAUAUGAAUUGCUACAGUCUGAAAAUAAAAAUGAAAAUGGUGGGCAACCUUGGCACCAAAAACAACAAAAUGAAACAGCCCUGCUAACCCUGCAAAGUACUCCUUGCUAACAUCUGGGGGCUAGUGUCAAAAUUGAGAGAGCUAAAGCCCAGACUAAUCAAGAAACAGUCUAACACAUUGCUUGUAUGGUAUCAUUCUAAAAGAAUGAACCAGAAAAGACCAUUAUUAUCCCUGAGUAUGUUUACCCCACUGGCAGGGCAUUCGUAACAGAGUUGGUACGUUGCUAUAUUAGGAGGAGAGUUGUUCUGGAAAUCUUCAACAUUGACUUGCCCCAUGGCAUUGGGCCACACAUGGGCAAGGAAGUACUAAAAGUGGCAUGGAGGCAGAAUGAAGUCUCCCAUCCAGACAUUGUCCAAGAGUUCAUUGGCAUUACCACUACUGGUUGGGACCUAAAGGGCAACUGCUAGACUGGGUCUGUGGCAGAUGGUUUGGAGAAUCAACAAGAAGAAAACCUUACUUGACCUCACCAGUUUACCAGCUGUAGAUAGAUCUGUCUAUGUCUGUAAUCAGUAAGCAUGUCUAUGCACAGUCUUUGUGGAGAAGUAGUCUCAUCCUCAUGUUGAGGGUAUCAUCCGUUACGUUGUAUGGCACUAUCACUGUACUAAAUGGGAUACACUCCAAACAAAGUGAGCUCAUGUAAACUGGCCACACGUGAGACACUGUGCAGCAGCAGAUAGAGGUUGUAAACACUGUGGCUCAGUCUGAGACUUGGCUCUGGGGGCAGGGAUAUGGAUUUUAUGAUGGGGCCCAAACAUGGCUUUGAUCUUCCCACUGCUUACCUGGAGGAAAUUGCAGUGAUUGAAUGCAGGUCGGAGAUGUGGUCUGACACAUAGGGCGGCUCAGUGGUUAGCUCUAUUGCCUCACUGUACCAGGGAGCCAGGUUCAAUUCCAUCCUUGGGCGACUGUCUGUGUGAGUUUCCUCUAGGUGCUCCAAUUUCCUCCCACAGUCCAAAGAUGUGCAGUCUAGGUGGAUUGGCCGUGCUAAAUUACCCAUAGUGUUCAGGGAUGUUUUGUUUAAGUGGGUUAGACAUGGAAAGUGCUGAGGUAGGGGAAUGGAUCUAGGUGGGAUGCUCUUUGGAGGGGCAGUGUGGAUUUGUUGAGCUAAAUGGCCUGUUUCCACCUUUAGGAAUUCAAUGAAAACUAAAAGGAGGGGAUCAGGGCAGGAGUUGGGGAGAGAGAGAGAGUGCCAAAUAGGUACAUUUCACAUGAAAGUCCUAUUAUUCAUUCUUGGGAUGUAGGUGUGCUGGCAACAUGGAUGUUUGCUGUACGUCGCCAAUUGCUCUUGUGAAGGCAGCAAACUGUCACCUUGAAGCACUGUAGUAUUGGGUAGAGAGGAUUUUGAUCUCAUGUCACUGAAAGUCUGGUGAGAUAUUCCCAAAUCAGGUAGGUAUGUUUGGAUUACAAGUUUGAAGGUGGUGGCAUUCCUGUGUGUCUACAGCAAUUGUUUUUCUAGGUAAUAGAGGGCUUGGGUUUGAAAGGUGCUGUUGAAAAUCCAUUGAAUAUUUGCUGCAGUACAUCUGGUACAUGGCACAUGGUACCACCAUUGUACAUCAGUGCUGAAGGGAGUAAUCAUUGGUGCUGUCUUUGCCUGGAUGCUACCAACCUUCUUGAUUGUUGUUGGGACUGUAUUCACCUAACCAAGUAGGGAAGAUUCUAUUACAUAUGCUUUUCCUGACGAUAUUUGUUUUGAUGUGGAUAAUGUGAAGGUACAGAAAAUAUUCAUGGAAAUGGUUCCAGAUAUGAGGUACCUCAGUUACAUAGAUGCAUUGGAAAAACACAUGUAAGUGGAUAAAUCCCCAGGACCUGAUAGGUGUGUCCCACAAGUUUGUGGGAAGCCAGGGAAAUGAGUGCUGUGAUAUUUGUAUCAUCGAUGGCCAUAGGUGAAAUGCUGGAAGAUGGGAGGUUAGCUAAUGUACUGUCAUUAUUUAAGAAAGAUGGUAAGGAAAAGCCAGGGAACUAUGGCCAGGUGAGCCUGAUGUCAGUUGUGGGUAAGUUGUCGGAGGGGAUUCUGAGGGACAGGAUGUACAUGCAUUUGGAAAGGCAAGGACUGAUUAGAAGUAGUCAACGUGGCUUUUUGUGUAGGAGAUCAUGCCUUGCUAACUUGAUACUUUUGAAGAAGUGACAAAGAACAUUGUUGAAGGGAAAGUGGGGGACAUUCUCUAUUAGACUGCAGCACGGCAUUCGACAAGCUUCCGCACGGUAGACUAGUUAGCAAGGUUAGAUCACCUAGAAUUCAGGAAUAGCUAACCCUGUGGGUACAAAAUUGGCUCGAAGGUAGGAGACAGAGGAUAGUGGUGGGGCAUUGCUUUUCGGACUAGAGACCUGUGACCAGCAAUGUGCCACAAGGAUCAGUGGUGGGUCUGCUACUUUUUGUCAUUUAAAUAAAUGAUUUGGAUGUGAAUAUAGGAGGUAUGGUUAUUAAGUUUGCAGAUGACACCGAAAUCGGUGGUGUAGUGGACAGUGAAGGUUACCACAGAGUACAACAGGACAUUGAUCAGAUUGGCCGAUGGGCCGAGGAGUGGCAGAUGGAGUUUAAUUGAGAUAAAUGUGAGGUAAGGUGAAUCAGGGCAGAUUUAUACACUUAAUGGUAAGGUCCUGGGGAGUGUUGCCAAACAGAGAGACCUUGGGUGCAGAUUCGUAGUUGCUUGAAAGUUGAGUCACCAGUAGACAGGGUAAUGAAGAAAGCGUUUGGUAUGCUUGUUUGUUUUUUUUAUUGAUCAGUGUUAUGCUUAUAGGAGUAAGGAUGUCACGUUGCAGCUAUACAGGACAAUGGUAAGGCCACUUUUGAAAUCCUGUGUUCAAUUCUGGUCUCCCUGCUAUAGAAAAGAAUGUAAAACAUGAAAAGGUUCAGAAAAGAUUUACAAGGAUGUUGCUGGGGUUGAAGGUUUGAACUGAAUAGACUGGGGUGAUUUUCCCUGGACCUUCAGAUGUUGAGGGGUGACCUUACAGCAGCUUAUAAAAUCAUAAGGGGCAUGAAUAGGGUAAAUAGCCAAAGUCUUUCUCCCAGGGUAGGGGAGUUCAAAACUAGAGGGCGUCGAUUUAAGGUGAGAGGGUAAAGUUUUUUAGAAGGGACCUAAGGAGCAACCUUUUCAUGCAGAGGGUGGUGUGUAUAUGGAAUGAGCUCCAGAGGAAGUAGUGGAGGUUAGUACAUUUGCAACAUUUAAAAGGCAUCUGGUUGGGGACAUGAAUAGGAAGGGUUCAGACAGAUAUGGACAAAUGAGACUAGAUUAAUUUAGGAUAUCCGGUUGGCAUGGACAAUUCAGACUGAAUGGUCUGUUUCUGUGCUGUAUGUUUGUGACUCGAUAACUAGGGCUGUUUUUCUUGGAGAAGUGGAGGUACCGAGGAGAUUUUAAAGUGAUGCACAAAAUAAUGGUGGUACGGGUUUUAAAGAAUAAAGCUGAAAGAUUUUUUUUCCCCCAAAUGGUCAAAUUGAAAACCAAAGACAGUGAUUUAAGCUGUUUAGCAGAAGAAGCAAUGGUGAUGCAAGGACAAACCUCUUCACACAGAGAGUCAUUCAGAUCUAGAAUGCUCUACCUGACGGCUUAGUGAAGGAUGAUUUGUAGUGAUUUUCAAGACACUUGAAGUAUUAUCUGAAAAGCAAACAUUUGUAGAGUUAUUGUGAAAGACAGGAAGACAGCACUAGCUGCAUAUGUCUUGAAGAGGACUGGCAUAAACAUGAUGGGUGGAAUGUCCAUCUUCUGUGUUGUAAUCAUUUUAUGAUUGUUCUGUUAUUUGAUGCAAACCAUGUUUCCUAGCCUGAAUUUACUUUGGCUCAGCCUUCAAUAAUCUAGUUUGUCGAUCCACACUAGCACCCCAUCUCUCCUUGUGCGUGAAAUUUAAAAUCUUCCUUCUUUUAAACCCUCCUCUGCUUCCUGCAACGUUUUCCAGUGCAUUGUCUGUUGACCCUCUGAUUUUGGUUGCUCGUGCACUUCCUGUAUUCCUAGGGUCAUCCUACUCUUGGUGACUGAGCCUUCAGCCACGUUGCCUGUAUUUUUUCAUGACUUCCUGAAAACCCCUCUUUCUCUCCCACCAAUUUUUAAAAAAACUCUUAAAAGCCUUUUUUUUUGUCAUUACUCUCAUACAUUGGUUUUAGCUCCUUUUCUUGUUUCAUUCUGAAUAUUAAACCAGUCUCUGUUCCUUGUCACUGUUACUAUCAUUGAAUGUUGUAAGGAUCCAUCUGGUUCAGUAAUGUCCUUCAGUAAAGGACAUAUUCCACACACAACCAAAAACAUAAGUUACUGGAAAAGCUUAGCAGGUCUGGUAGAAUCUGUGAAGAAAAAAAUCAGAGUUAAUGUUUCGUGUCCUCAGAACUUCAGGAUCCUAUUCCAUCCUUAUCUAGUCUGACCUACAUCUGACUCCAGACACAUAACAACGUGAUUUACUUUUAACUACAUUCUGAAAUGGUUUGCAAGCCACUCAGUUCAAGGACAAUCAGGGAUGGUAAAAAUAGUGGCCCAGUCAGCGACACCCACAUCCAUUAUACCCUAAGAAGUAGGAACAGGGGUAAGCAUUCAGUUUGCUUAAGCCUGCUCUGACAUUCUUUGCAUCCACUUUCCUGCCUUAUCCCCAUAACCAUUGAUUUUCCCCCCUACUGAUCAAAAAUCUAUCUACUCAAGCCUUAAAUAUAACAAGUACUCUACGUUCACAGCUCUCCAUGAGAAGGAAUUCCAAAGAAGUCACAACCCUCUGAGAGAAGAAAUUUCUCCUCAUCUCAGUCUUAAAUUGAUGCUCCUUUAUUCUGAGACUGUCUCUUCUGGUUCUAGACUCUCCCAUGAGGGGAAACAUCCUCUCAACACUUAUAUUGUCAAGUCCCUUAAGAAUCCUAGAUAUCCCUUCUAAACUGCAAUGAGUAGAGUCCCAACCUGAUAGCCUUUGCUCCGAGGAUAACCCCUCCAUACCAGGGAUCAUCCGAGUGAGCAUUUUCUGAACUGCCUCCAAUGAAAUUAUAUCCUUUCUGAAAAUAAAGGGACCAAAACUGCUCACAGUAUUCCAGGUAUGGUCUCACCAACACCUUGCAUAUUUGCAGUAGUUUUAAUACUCCGCUCCCUGAAAUGGCCAGCAUUCUAUUAGUUUUCCUGAUUAUCUGCUGCACUUGUAUGCUAACCUGUGUUUCAUGCACAGGUACCCCCCAAGACUCUUUGUGUUGCAGUUUUCCAGAGAUUUUCCUCACUAAAAUAAUGGGGUUGUUUUUAGCAACAAAAAAAAUGUUGCUGGAAAAGCCUUUUGUUCCUGAUUUACAGCAUCCACGGUUCUUUUGGUUUUUAUGGGGUUUUUUUGUUAGUCCUAAAAUUAACAACUUCAUAUUUUCCCACGUUAUACUCCAUUUGCUAACUUUUUGCCCACUUACUUAACCUAUCUAUAUCUCUUUAUAAACUGUUUCUAGCCCUUUCACAACCUGCCAUUCCGCCUAAUUUUAUGUUGUCUGUAAAAUUGGCUACAGAACAUUCAUUUCCUUCUUCCAACUCAUUACUCUAUAUUGUAAACAGUUGUGGUCCCAGCAGUGAUCCCUGUGGAACCCCACUGGUUACAAAUGCCAACAUGAUAAGCAAUCCAUGAUAGGAUAAAGAAAAUGUAACUAUUCAAUAAUCACAGGAUUUGCUUUCUUCUUUAAUAAUGUGGGAGAAAACACACAAGUACACAAUAAUUCAACAUCACAUUUGUUCAUGGCAAUGACUCAAAAGUUACACAAGAAUCAAGAAUUUAGAGAAAUAUGCAUUAUUUACAUCAUUUUUUCUUUCAAUUAUCCUCGAACUUACUGUUAAAAAAAAUUCAAUACUUUGAUUAAAUAAAUCAAAAACAACAGCCUAACACAACAUUUCAGAAAGAUAAUGAUGCAAAAUAAUUUACUUCACAGUGUAACACUGUGUAAAGGUUUCUGGGGAGCACCAACUCCAACAUAAACAGAAAUUUAUUGAAACUGUCCAUUACAGAAAAUUAAUUAUUCCUGUUAUUGAAGUUGCAGAUAUUAUACACAGUUCAAUGUAUGGAAAUAUUAUACACUGCUUAUAUGAUUUGUUUAUUACACUGGACAAAUCCAUCAAAAUAAUCAAUAUUUAGUUACCCUACUCCAAGAUUUGAGAUGUUCAGGUCUCAUUAAGACCAACUUGGCAGAUCUGGAUGGUAACAUAAAACGUGUAGUCCUUGAAAGGUAACAUGUUAUAUUUUAAUCUUUUGUGUGUCUGCAGUAAAGUUUAAGAAAAGAAAGCUAACCCCCAUCUAUCAGGAACUAAGUAAUUUUCUUCACAAAAGGUACAGUGACUUAUUAAAAUUAGUGACCAACAUGUUUUGAAUAAUGAUAUUACAUCUGAGUUUGGAGGGCUGGAGUAAUCUGAACCAGAAUACUAAGCAAUGAUUCGGUUACCAUUUCAAAAUCAUACAUUCCUGCUUUAUUUCAACAUUUCUGUUAGAGAACAUUUGUAUGGAACUGUGGCUAUAAAUUGUCAUGCCUCCACUGGAAGUCCAGUGUAAUUACAUAAAAUCAUAGAAUUUACAACACAGAAGGAGACCAUUCAACCCACUGCCUGUACCGGCUCCCAAAGGAGCCACCUAGCAAGUCUCAUUUACCAAAGCUAUCUUGCCGAGUUUAUGUUGGCAGUUUCUGUUAUAAAAGUGGAUGCAUUAAUUUAUGCAUAAUGAAGCACAUUGACAAAAAAAUUAAUUUUUAUGUACAACUAAAAAAUAUCAAUGCUUUUCAACAGGGAAUUACGAUAAGAAUAGUCCAGGUGAAGCAAAGUUAGAGGGCAGAUUAUAAUUGGACUAGGAACAUGUAUAUGCCCUCAGGUGCCAUUUCAAACCCAUACAUUCUUCCCUUAUUUCCCAAAAUUCCAACAUUCAGAGUUAUAAUGGAAGCAGUAUAUGUAAAUGUUUCACACUGUAAUUACACCCUCCUGUCAAUGGUACUGCUGCAAUGGGCCCUCUGGCUAAAGAAUGCAACCUCAGAAAUGCUUACAUAACCAGUUUAUAAUGAAGAUAAUUGGCACAAAAUUCGCACAGACAUAAGAUGAUUAAUAUAUUAAUUAUUAAUGGAUAGAAAUUGUGCUGCAUGUGAUUUUGUUCUUAUAUAUAAAAAGCAUUCUUAGUUUAAGUAAAUCAUGAAUAUGAAAUUAGUGGACCAAAGUGUAUUAGUUGGAUCAUUUGCUACUUAGUAUUUACAAUCACAGUAUUUAGUACUUGGAAUCUCAGUGCAGAAAGAAAAAUGGCAUUUAAUACAUCACUUAGAUACUUUUAAUUGCAAACUUAGCUAUGAAAAUCUAAUUUCCUUGCCUUUUGCUUGUAACACCUUUUAUUCUUCCUUUUCGUAAACACAUAAAAAUGGCAUGGCUUUUA
Messenger RNA from Stegostoma tigrinum, 9288 nucleotides. It is a transcript of the gene c30h19orf25, whose product is annotated as chromosome 30 C19orf25 homolog. The record is from RefSeq and is a predicted model, not a curated record. Lineage: Eukaryota; Metazoa; Chordata; Chondrichthyes; Orectolobiformes; Stegostomatidae. Bases 164 to 520 code for a protein of 118 amino acids. The transcript is spliced from 3 exons.